UUCAUGGGCGGGGCCAAGGCUGGGGCAGGGGAGUUAGCCUAGGCCCCGCUCCGGCGCCCAGUGGUCCUGCCGCCGGGUCUCACCUCGCCAUGUUUCGUCUGCCUCUGCAGUGUGUCCUCUGGGGCUGCUUGCUGUCCUCUGUCCAUCCAGAACCACCCACUGCAUGCAGAGAAAAACAGUACCUAAUAAACAGUCAGUGCUGUUCUUUGUGCCAACCAGGAUGGAAACUGGUGAAUGACUGCACAGAGGUCACUGAAACGGAAUGCCUUCCUUGCGGCAAAGGCGAAUUCCUAGACACUUGGAACAGAGAGACACACUGCCACCAGCACAAAUACUGUGACCCCAACCUAGGGCUUCGGGUCCAGCAGGAGGGCACUUCAGUAACAGACAACAUCUGCGUCUGUAAAGAAGGCCGACACUGUACAAGCAAGGCCUGCGAGAGCUGUGUCCUGUACCAUUCAUGCUCACCUGGCUUUGGGGUCAAGCAGAUCGCUACAGGAGUUUCUGACACCAUCUGCGAGCCCUGCCCAGUUGGCUUCUUCUCUAAUGUGUCAUCUGCUUUUGAAAAAUGUCGCCCUUGGACAAGGUGUGAGACCAAAGGCCUGGCUGAGCAACAGGCAGGAACAGACAAGACUGAUGCUGUCUGUGAAAAGGUGGACAGGAAGCCACAGGAUAAGGCCCCCUGCACCAAGCAGAUUCCCCAGGAGAUAGACGAUCUUCCUGGCCCCAACCCUACCCCUCCAGUGCAGGAGACUUUACAUGGAUGUCAACCAGUUGCCCAGGAGGAUGGUAAAGAGAGUCGCAUCUCAGUGCAGGAGAGACAGUGAAGCUGGACGCACCCAGGAGUGUGGCCAUGUGGGCAAACAGGCACCUUGCCAGAGAGCCUGGUGCUACUGCUGCUGUGACAUGAGGGUGAGGGACUGGCACUGACUGGGCACAGCUCCUCCCUCCUGCUUGCAUCCCUGCAUGUUGAGACAGGAGACUUAACAGCGGAUGCAGAAACACUUCACCUUGAAGAACCUCUCACUUCAUCCCUUGAGCCCAUCCAGUCUCCCAACUUGUAUUAAAGACAGAGGCAGAACUUUGGUGGUGGUGGUGGGGGCUGUGAUAUAGCAAUAUCCACCAGGCCUUCCGAUCCAGCAGUUUGGUGCCCCGAGAGGCGUCGUAGUGGCUUCCCUGCACACAGGAAGCCACAUACAUGGAUGCCCACUGCAGCGUUGUUUGUGAUAGUAAACAACGGGAUGCUGCUUAACUGUCCAUCAGCAGGAAACCCGCACUUUGGGUCCUGAGCUAAAUAAAAUUGGAAUAUGUUUAUACAA
Callithrix jacchus (white-tufted-ear marmoset) is the source of this 1319-nucleotide messenger RNA. It is a transcript of the gene CD40, whose product is annotated as CD40 molecule. Gene Ontology annotation, molecular function: protein binding; signaling receptor activity. Gene Ontology annotation, cellular component: external side of plasma membrane; CD40 receptor complex. The record is from RefSeq and is a predicted model, not a curated record. NCBI's taxonomy places the organism in Eukaryota, Metazoa, Chordata, Mammalia, Primates, Cebidae. Gene Ontology annotation, biological process: B cell activation; immune response-regulating cell surface receptor signaling pathway.